Messenger RNA from Cygnus olor (mute swan), 8588 nucleotides. It is a transcript of the gene ACACB, whose product is annotated as acetyl-CoA carboxylase beta. Gene Ontology annotation, molecular function: acetyl-CoA carboxylase activity; metal ion binding; ATP binding. The record is from RefSeq and is a predicted model, not a curated record. Lineage: Eukaryota; Metazoa; Chordata; Aves; Anseriformes; Anatidae. Gene Ontology annotation, biological process: fatty acid biosynthetic process.
UUCUGGCUGAGUUACAAAACCAAACUUUUUUUUUUUUUUUAACCAGAAGAUGCAGGAAUGGGGGAGCUUUUUUCUCUUGUCAGUACCGAGUUUUCCAAAACAUCUCUUGGCUUCUCAAACCUCAGUUUGAGUAAGAGCCUAGACUGACACAAGCCCGCAGGAGCAAUGCUCCGUGCCAUUUGUGCAAGGGGACAGGAGCCGCUGCCUGCUGGCAGCACACAGCUUCCCAGGCAAACCCAGCUGACGACAAUUAUAAAUAACUGGAAACAAAGCAUUGCUGCCCGGCUCCUCCGCUCCCACCACAGUUAAAAAUAAAAGACCUUUGCAGGAACGCAUUAUGAAAACCGACAGCCCGGCCGCCGAGCUCAGCCAAACGGUGUCUUGCUUGUUGAGCUGGGAGUUUGGAAGGUGUCAGGCACCGCCUUGCUAGUGGGCCCCGCUGGUUUUCAUCUGCUCUUUAACAUGGGAGGAAUUUUCUGUCAGCACCUGAGGCACGCUGGGGAGGCGGUUGAUGUGGUUUGCAGGAUGGCACGGGCCUAGCAUGUCCGGGCUGCACCUGGCGAAGCGCGGCCGCGAGCACAGGAAGAUGGACCUGCAGCGGGACUUCACCGUCGCCUCGCCCGCCGAGUUCGUCACCCGCUUCGGGGGGAACCGUGUCAUCGAGAAGGUCCUGAUCGCCAACAACGGCAUCGCCGCCGUCAAGUGCAUGCGCUCCAUCCGCCGGUGGGCCUACGAGAUGUUCCGAAACGAGCGUGCCAUUCGCUUUGUGGUCAUGGUUACCCCCGAAGAUCUCAAGGCUAAUGCAGAGUACAUCAAAAUGGCUGAUCACUACGUGCCCGUCCCUGGGGGGGCCAACAACAACAACUACGCCAACGUGGAGCUGAUCGUGGACAUUUCCAAACGGAUCCCGGUCCAGGCUGUAUGGGCUGGCUGGGGACAUGCCUCGGAAAACCCCAAGCUGCCAGAGCUGCUGCAGAAAAAUGGGAUAGCUUUCCUAGGUCCCCCCAGCGAUGCCAUGUGGGCCCUGGGGGACAAAGUCGCCUCCACCAUUGUGGCUCAGACAGUCCAGAUCCCCACGCUGCCGUGGAGCGGGAGCGGUCUAGUGGCCCAGUGGUCUGAGGAGGACCAGAAGGGUCAGCAGAUGAUCAGCAUCCCCCUCGAGACGUACGCGCAGGGCUGUGUGAAGGAUGUGGAGGAAGGCCUGGAGGUGGCCAAGAAGAUCGGCUACCCGCUGAUGGUCAAGGCAGCAGAAGGUGGGGGGGGCAAAGGCAUCCGAAAAGUGGAGGCAGCAGAAGAAUUUGGUGCCUGCUUCCGACAGGUGCAGGCAGAGGCACCUGGGUCCCCCAUCUUCCUGAUGCAGCUGGCUCAGCACGCGCGGCACCUGGAGGUGCAGGUGCUGGCUGAUGAGUACGGCAACGCCAUCUCCCUCUUCGGCCGUGACUGCUCCAUUCAGCGCCGGCACCAGAAGAUCAUCGAGGAGGCACCCACCACUAUCGCAGCUCCUGCUGUCAUCGAGGUGAUGGAGAAGUGUGCGGUCCGCCUGGCACAGAUGGUGGGCUACGUGAGCACGGGCACCGUGGAGUACCUCUACAGUGAGGACGGGAGCUUCCACUUCCUCGAGCUGAACCCGCGCCUGCAGGUCGAGCACCCUUGCACGGAAAUGAUUGCAGAUGUGAACCUCCCGCUGCCCAGCUUGCAGAUUGCAAUGGGCAUCCCCUUGCACAGGAUAAAAGACAUCCGUGUGCUGUACGGGGAGAGCCCGUGGGGCGAUACGCCCAUCUGCUUCAACAGCCCCACCAACGCCCCCGUGCCCAGGGGCCACGUCAUCGCUGCGCGCAUCACCAGCGAGAACCCCGAGGAGGGUUUCAAGCCCAGCUCAGGGACAGUGCAGGAGCUGAACUUCCGCAGCAGCAAGAACGUCUGGGGGUACUUCAGCGUGGCAGCUGCCGGGGGUCUGCACGAAUUUGCCGAUUCCCAGUUUGGGCACUGCUUCUCGUGGGGAGAGAACCGGGAGGAGGCCAUUUCGAAUAUGGUGGUGGCCCUGAAAGAGCUCUCCAUCCGCGGGGAUUUCCGGACCACGGUGGAGUAUCUGGUUAAACUUCUGGAGACAGAGAGCUUCCAGAACAACGAGAUCGACACUGGCUGGCUGGACCAUCUGAUCGCCGAGAAAGUGCAGGCAGAGAAGCCGGACACGAUGCUGGGUGUCGUCUGUGGUGCCCUGAGUGCAGAUGCUGCCUUCAGGACGUGCAUGACUGACUUUCUGCACUCGCUGGAGAGGGGCCAGGUGCUGCCCGCAGCCUCCUUGCUGAACAUCGUUGACGUGGAGCUCAUCUACGAGGGUGUGAAGUACGUUCUCCAGGUUGCCCGCCAGUCCUUGACCACGUACGUCAUCAUCAUGAACACUCACAUCGAGAUAGACGUGCACCGCCUCAACGAGGGGCUGCUUCUCUCCUACAACGGCAACAGCUACACCACCUACAUGAAGGAGGAGAUCGACAGGUACCGGAUCACCAUCGGCAACAAAACGUGUGACUUUGAGAAGGAGAAGGACCCGACGGUGCUGCGCUCACCCUCCGCAGGGAAGCUGCUGCAGUACACGGUGGACGACGGCGGGCACCUCGCCGAAGAGGUGUUUGCGGAGAUCGAGGUGAUGAAGAUCAUCAUGACGCUGACGGUGGAGGAGGCAGGUCGGGUGCAUGUCAAGCGGCCGGGCGCGCUGCUGGAGGCGGGCUGCGUCAUAGCCCGCCUCGAGCUGGACGACCCCACCAAAGUGAAACCUGCGCAGCCGUUCACAGGGGGGCUCCCGGCCCAGCAGACCCUCCCCAUCACCGGCGAGAAGCAGCACCAGGUUCUCCGCAACGUGCUGGACAACCUCACCAACGUGAUGAACGGGUACUGCCUGCCCGAGCCCUACUUCAGUGCCAAGGUGAAGGAGUGGGUGGCGCAGCUGAUGAAAACCCUGCGGGACCCUUCCCUGCCCCUCCUGGAGCUGCAGGAAAUCAUGACGAGCAUUUCAGGAAGAAUCCCUCUGUCUGUGGAGAAGUCGAUCCGGAAGGUGAUGGCACAGUAUGCCAGCAACAUCACCUCCGUGCUCUGCCGCUUUCCUAGCCAGCAGAUCGCCACGGUGCUGGACACCCACGCAGCCACGCUGCAGAGGAAGGCCGAGCGGGAGGUCUUCUUCAUGAACACGCAGAGCGUGGUGCAGCUGGUGCAGAGGUACCGCAGUGGCAUCCGCGGCUACAUGAAGGCAGUGGUGCUGGACCUGCUGCGGCGCUACCUGCAAGUGGAGAUGCAGUUCCAGCAAGCUCACUACGACAAGUGCGUCAUCAGCCUGCGGGAACAGUACAAACCUGACAUGACUCCGGUGCUCGAGAGCAUCUUCUCCCAUGCCCAGGUGGCGAAGAACCUGCUGGUGACCAUGUUAAUUGACCAGCUGUGUGGCCGUGACCCCACGCUGACGGACGAGCUGACGGCCAUCCUAAACGAGCUGACACAGCUCAGCAAGACUGAACACUCCAAAGUGGCGCUGAGAGCCCGGCAGGUGCUCAUUGCCUCUCACCUGCCCUCCUACGAGCUGCGGCACAACCAGGUGGAGUCCAUAUUCCUCUAUGCUAUUGACAUGUACGGACAUGAAUUCUGCCCUGAGAACCUGAAGAAACUGAUCCUCUCAGAAACCACCAUUUUCGAUGUGCCCAUCUUCUUCUACCACACCAACCAGGUUGUGCGCAUGGCAGCGCUGGAGGUGUACGUGCGGCGUGGGUACAUCGCCUACGAGCUGAACAGCCUGCAGCACCGGCAGCUCUCGGACGGCACCUGCCUGGUGGAGUUCCAGUUCAUGCUGCCCUUCUCCCACCCCAACAGGAUGUCUGUCCCCAUCAGCAUCUCCAACCCCGACCUGGCCCGGCACAGCACUGAGCUCUUCAUGGACAGUGGCUUUUCUCCCCUGAGCCAGCGCAUGGGAGCCAUGGUGGCCUUUGACAAAUUCGAGGACUUCACGAGGAACUUCGAUGAAGUGAUCUCGUGCUUUGCCGACCCGCCUUUGGAGAGCUCGCUCUUCAGCGAGGCACGAGCCACCGUCUAUGAGGAGGAGGACGCCAAGAACAUCCGCGAGGAGCCAAUCCACAUCCUCAACAUCGCACUGCGCUGCGCAGACCACAUGGAGGACGAGAAGCUGGUGCCGAUCUUCAGAGCCUUUGCCCAGUCCAAGAAAACCAUCCUUGUUGACUGCGGUCUCCGGAGAAUCACAUUUCUCAUUGCCCAGCAGAGAGAAUUCCCCAAGUUUUUCACAUUCAGAGCCAGGGACGAGUUCGCAGAGGACCGCAUCUACCGGCACCUGGAGCCGGCGCUGGCCUUCCAGCUGGAGCUGAGCCGCAUGCGCAACUUCGACCUGACGGCCAUCCCCUGCGCCAACCACAAGAUGCACCUCUACCUGGGCGCCGCCAAGGUGCAGGCGGGCACCGAGGCCACUGACUACCGCUUCUUCAUCCGCGCCAUCGUGCGGCACUCGGACCUCAUCACCAAGGAGGCCUCCUUUGAGUACCUGCAGAACGAGGGCGAGCGGCUGCUCCUGGAGGCGAUGGAUGAGCUGGAGGUGGCCUUCAACAACACCAGCGUCCGCACCGACUGCAACCACAUCUUCCUCAACUUUGUCCCAACUGUCGUCAUGGACCCCUCCAAGAUCGAGGAGUCGGUACGGUCCAUGGUGAUGCGCUACGGCAGCCGCCUCUGGAAGCUGCGGGUCCUGCAGGCCGAGGUGAAGAUCAACAUCCGCCUGACGCCCACCACCGCGGCCAUCCCCAUCCGCCUCUUCCUGACCAACGAGUCCGGCUACUACCUGGACAUCAGCCUCUACAAGGAAGUGAGGGACUCCGGCACCGGCAACAUCAUGUUCCAGUCGUACGGGGACAAGCAAGGGCCGCAGCAUGGGAUGCUCAUCAACACCCCCUACGUCACCAAGGACCUGCUUCAGGCCAAGCGCUUCCAGGCACAGUCCUUGGGCACCACCUACGUGUACGACUUCCCGGAGAUGAUCAGGCAGGCUCUCUUCAAGCUGUGGGGCUCCUCAGACCUGUACCCCAAGGUCCUGACGUACACCGAGCUGGUUCUGGACUCCCAGGGACACCUGGUGCAGAUGAACAGGCUCCCUGGAGGCAAUGAGGUGGGGAUGGUUGCCUUCAAAAUGAAGCUGAAGACCCCCGAGUACCCGAAGGGCCGGGACAUCGUGCUCAUCUGCAACGACAUCACGCACAAGAUCGGCUCCUUUGGGCCGGAGGAGGACCUGGUCUUCCUGCCCUCGGAGCUGGCCCGGGCUGAAGGCAUCCCCCGCGUCUAUAUCGCCGCCAACAGCGGUGCCCGCAUCGGCUUCGCCGAGGAGAUAAAACACAUGUUCCAAGUGGCCUGGGUGGACCCCGAGGAUCCCUACAAGGUGUCGUUCUCCUCCUCUUUGUUUUCAGGGUUCAAGUACCUGUACCUGACUCCCCAGGACUACACGAGGAUCAGCAUGAACUCGGUGCACUGCGAGCAUGUGGAGGAAGGGGGCGAGUCCAGGUACGUCCUCCUGGACAUCAUUGGGAAGGACAAUGGAUUUGGGGUGGAAAACCUGCAAGCUGCUGGCACCAUCGCUGGGGAGUCCUCUCGUGCCUACGAUGAAAUAGUGACCAUCAGCAUGGUGACGUGUCGUGCCAUCGGGAUCGGCGCGUACCUGGUGAGGCUGGGCCAGCGUGUCAUCCAGGUGGAGAACUCCCACAUCAUCCUCACCGGCGUCACAGCUCUCAAUAAGGUGUUGGGGCGUGAAGUUUACACAUCCAAUAACCAGCUGGGGGGCGUGCAGAUCAUGCACAACAACGGCGUUUCCCAUGUCGUUGUCCCAGAUGACUUUGAAGGGGUCUACACCAUCCUGCAGUGGCUCUCGUACAUGCCCAAGGAUAACCGGAGCCCAGUGCCCGUUACUGCCAUAAGUGACCCCAUUGAAAGAGAAAUUGAUUUUGUCCCUUCCAAAGUCCCCUAUGACCCCAGGUGGAUGCUGGCAGGGAGGCCUCACCCAACUCUCAAGGGGACGUGGCAGAGCGGCUUCUUUGACCAGGGAAGCUUCCAGGAGAUCAUGAGGCCGUGGGCUCAGACGGUCGUGGUUGGCAGAGCGAGGCUGGGAGGCCUCCCCGUGGGUGUCAUCGCUGUCGAGACCCGCUCUGUGGAGGUGACCAUACCCGCAGACCCUGCCAACCCCGACUCGGAGGUGAAGAUAAUCCAGCAGGCGGGGCAGGUCUGGUUCCCAGACUCUGCCUUUAAAACAGCCCAGGCUAUUCGGGACUUCAACCGGGAGCAUCUCCCGCUGAUGAUCUUCGCCAACUGGAGGGGUUUCUCCAGCGGCAUGAAAGACAUGUACGACCAAAUGCUGAAGUUCGGCGCCUUCAUUGUCGACAGCCUCCGGGAUUUCAAGCAGCCCAUCCUGGUGUACAUCCCGCCGCACGCGGAGCCGGGCGGCUCCUGGGUGGUCAUCGACUCCACCAUCAACCCCCUGUACGUGGAGCUCUACGCGGACAAGGAGAGCAGGGGUGGCAUUUUGGAGCCUGGGGGAACAGUGGAGAUCAAGUUCAGGAAGAAAGAUUUGGUGAAGACCAUGAGAAGGAUCGAUACGGUUUAUGCCAGACUUGUUGAGCAGCUGGGGACGCCUGAGCUGUCCGAGGCUCAGCGCAAGGAGCUGGAGAAGCAGCUCAAGGCCCGGGAGGAGCUCCUGCUGCCCAUCUACUACCAGGUGGCCGUGCACUUCGCUGACCUGCACGACACCCCCGGCCGCAUGCAGGAGAAAGGCGUCAUCACGGACAUCCUGGAGUGGAAGAACGCCCGCUCCUUCCUCUACUGGCGGCUGCGACGGCUGCUGCUGGAGGAAGUGGUGAGGAUGGAGAUCCUAAACGCCAACAGCGAGCUGAGCCAUAUCCACAUCCAGUCCAUGCUGCGGCGCUGGUUCAUGGAGACAGAAGGAGCCGAGAAGGGCUACCUCUGGGACAACAACCAGGUGGUGGUGGAGUGGCUGGAGAAGCACAUGCAGGAGGACGACGGCGUCCAGUCAGCCAUGGAGAACAUCAAGUAUCUGAAGCGGGACUACGUGCUCAAGCACAUCCGGAGCCUGGUCCAAGCCAAUCAGGUGGCCAUGGACUGCAUCAUCCAGAUGGCGCAGCACAUCACCCGCACGCAGAAGGCUCAGGUCGCCCGUCUCCUCUCGACGGUGGACAACAACAGCCCCUCCUGAGCCGGAGGCAGGAGGGGCACCGGGACACGCUGCUGCUCAGAGGCCAGACCUCACCUCCCCACCCAGUCCCUCAGCCCUCGAACUGGAGCCUUGGACUCUUACCUUGUGCCUAAAUAAAUGCCGAUGUUUGUAUUUUAAGCUAUGAAGAUAUCCUCUCGCCUGUGCGGAGGGCCCUCUGGCGCUGGGGGUGUUCGUCAGAGGGGCAGCUUGGCAGAAGAUAACUUGGCCCGAGCCAAGGCUGGAGCCUGGACCUGGUGCAAACAUUGAUUCUUUUUAAAAAGAAUUAAAAAUCUUUUACUGUGUUUUAGUUGCAAGCCUUGGCCUUAAUCUUUAAAAUGAGCACCAGUCUCAGGUACAUCUCACAAGACUGGAUGGAGCUGGAAGUACAAACCGAAUGGCUGAGGCACCAAGGGGACAAAGGAGGAGGUCCCCAUCCACCUCUGAGGCUGACCAUGCACUGACACGAGGAAAUGUAAAUCCUGCUGAAGAAGCAGUCUCAAACAGAUGCUUUAAAAUAAACUCAGGAACUGUGAGGAGCAGUCUGUCCAUCCUUCCCUGUGCUGCGGAGCCAUCAGUAGGCAGGACUACGCAUACCUGGUGGCCCAGAGGAGACAUCACCGAGCCGUGCUGGGCCCGGUUGCAGCAGGUUUAUCGGCGGAGCUGCCACGGUUUGACCAGGGCGACCGCCCCAUCUGCUCCUUUCUCCCGUUUUGCCCUUUCUGGCUCGUGCUGCAGCUCCCACGGAGGCCGGAGAGGAGGGAGGACAACUCCGUGUGCCCCUGCCCCGUUCCCAGCGACCUGGCUCCUCCGCUGAAGGACAGGAGCCGGGCUGAGGUCUCUGUCUGCUUGUACCCGUGCCUUGGUUCCCUGGUGGCCUCUAAUCAGACUGAUCCACGUGGGGGAAAAGGUGACCGUGUGCUUUGCAGCACCUCUGGCUGCGUGACCUCGCGCUGCGGAGGCAUCACAUCGCCUGCACAGGUUUAGCUUUGGCUCUCAGAGCGGGGAGCGCUCCGGCAGUGGAAGGGGGGACGCUGGCUCAGGGGCGAUGCGGCGGUGUUGGACACCCCCUUGGUCAUGCUGGGGGCUGCGUGGGGGGGGCUCCUUGUCCUUGGGUCAUGGGUAGAAAGGGUGUGAGGAGCUGUCUUCUGGUGUGAAAGGUGUCACUGUGCUUUGUCAGGGGAAGGUGGGGGGCGUUGCUCGCUGCGCGGGAGGUGGGCAGGAACAUGCAGCCAAACCAGCGCCAAUAAAACGAGCACUGCCCUCAAGGAGGUUUUCCUGAGCUCUUUUAUUUUGUCACUGUAUAAAAAGGGAGGGACUGAGAAGGGGAUGGCGGCUGCGGCUG